AUUACUCAAAGACAAAAGACAUUCUUAGAACACUCAGGUACUUCCCCAGGGAAAGGGAAACAUUUAAUAUCAUCCUGACUCAAAUUUAUGACAUCAGAGACUUCAUAAGAAGCAGAUUCUUUUUGGAGCUAGUGUCACAACCCAGGACUCCAGACAAGGAAGAUGAAUUUCCCUUUUUAACCAACACCUCAUUUACAGAAUGACCUGCCUAAACCUUUUCUUCCUGUUUCCAGGCAUUCUGUCACUCUUCAGAAAACGAAAUGUAAUUUUUCUUUCUGAUCUCUACCAGAUUACAAUUUCAAAAUUCAUUAGCCCAAGCAAUUCAGUAGGGAUGCUGGUGGGAACAGCCGCCGCACAUAGGUCCCCUGACUCUUGAAACAUCAAAAACUGGGGCUGGUGACGAUGAUUUGCCCGGCUGGUAGGGGAGGCUGCAGUGUUUUCUGAGUACCUGUAUUUUUCCAGGCUGUUUUCUGAUCUCUUUCCAAAGACCUUUUCCCUAGUUCAGUCAACAACAGCUGCUAAACAGCUCCUCCCCGAGGGAGGAGAAAAGACAUAACUGAUUUACAAGAAUAACUUAACAAUGUUAAAACAAAACAGGACUGGUGCUAGUGUCAGCCUAGGAAAGGUCUGAAGGUGACAGCUGUCGGAGUGACACACUGAAGGCUUUGCACAACCAUGUUUGCCCGUUGCUUGCCUUUGUGGAGAUCCAGUGCUACCUGCAAGCCGUGGCAGUUGGGUCUCUCUCUGCGUCACAGCUGGGAGAGGUGCCAAGCUUGGAGCUGUAGAGGAUUCAACACAACAGCAGAGCAGGGGCAACAGGUCAACAUGCAGCAGAACCAAGUAUUAGAAGAUCUGGAAAUGCCUGUUGCAAGAAGAGAAACUGAGAACCUCUUCCAAGAGCGGCCCGAGACUGGGAACCAAUAUCUGGAAGAUGCUUUGCUUCGGAGUUACCUGAAGGCACACCUUCCUCCCAAGGUCUGACAUACGUUUGUGUUUCUGUGUGUAUACACACUACAGUUCUGGCUAGGUGACUGCUUAAGACUAUGAAUUGAACAUUUCUCAGAGCCCUUUUGUGCCUUCAGUGUGUUUAACUGAGGGGAAUUUACCAGCAUUCUAUAAAACUUGUUUUAUGUGAAUCAGUGCAGGGGUGAAAAAUACUCCCAGGACAUAAACAGAAAUAGAAAGGGCCUAGUGGACUCCUGUGACUGGCUUGGGUGUUGCAAGGAGUGUUGUGAGAUUGUCAGUGUGUGCAUUUGUUACCUGGUCACCCAGCAUAAAAAAAAAAAAAAUCAGAGAAAGGGAAAAAACUGAGGUGCUUCCAAAUUCUGCUGUGCUCUUCCACUUCUCUCUCACUAGGGAAGAGGUUUUUUUAAGGAACUUCCUUGCCAAAAGAAUGAGGCUGUUGUCAGCUGAAUGCAGAAGAGGAUGGAAAGGCCCUUGGGGGUUUGCUUCUUCUCAGCAACAGUCACUGGCUUUUCUGAGCUGAUUUUCAGAGUGACGGCUCUGUGCAGAGCUGCAGGGGUGCAGAGAGGUAGAGCAAGACCCCAAGCUGUGGGUCCGUGUUCUGUGAGCUUCAGGCCUGCAGGAAGCCUGGGGGCUCAUUGCAUCAGCUCUUCUCUGCCCUCACCCCUAGGACUGCAACUGCUUCUCACUCGUCAGGGACCGGAUCUCAUGGAGCUGAGCGUGACCUCUCGCUGUGAGUCAUUCCAGCAGAAGCAGUACCUGUAAAGCCAUGGGAGUAACGGAGGCAGAUCCUGGCUGUCAGUGAUGUUCUUGGUCUCCACGUCUGUGAGGUCUUGCAGUCUUGGGGUGGUAGGAGUGUGAUGGCAGCACUGGGAGCUUGCUUUUGUCACGGCCGUCGCAGGAGACAGGAAUGAGGCCUCCCUACGCACCACUGUGGCCUGCUUGCUAAAAGAGAAGGUGAGGGAAAGGACAAUACCUUUGGGCAACCAUGAAGAUCUUGCUCCUAAUCUGCACCUUUGCAAGAAGCACGAUUCAGAUCUUCUGAAGAAUUAAAAAGGUCAGAGCUGCUCUCCACUCGUUCCCCAAAGAGACACAGUGGCUGCAAAAUCUACCAGAAAAUCAUCAGAAUCUCCCUUAACGUUUCUGCGCAUAGUCCCAGCGGGGCAGUGUUGCCUCACUGCUAAAAGGGAGAGCCCAGUCUCUGCUCUCUGCCUGAAGCAGCACCAGCUUGUCCACAGCCUGAGAGGCUGCUCUCCAUACGAACGCCCUCCUGUCCAGGGGAGCAGCAGCAGCUGCAGCUCUGUGUGGUGCGCUGAAGCAGACACCACAGUGGAGGUUGAUUUGUUGAUGAGGUUGUACUAUUCACCUAUGUUCAGCAGUGAACACAAAAAUUUCCCUGGAAUGGAGCAAAGGCUUUCUUUGUUUGAAGGUACUGGAGGAGGUGAGUCAGGACCUGGAGAGGUUUGGAAACCGUCUGCUAACCGAGGUCAAACCUCUGGGAUGGGAAUGCGAGUUGAAUCCCCCUGUGUUUCGGCAGUACGAUGCCUGGGGGCAGCGGGUGGAUCACAUCAUCACCUGCUCGGCCUGGAAGAGGAUGAAAGAGAUUUCAGCAGAAGAGGGGCUGAUUGCUGAGGCGUAUGAGAGAAGAUAUUCCAACUGGAGCCGUGUGCACCAGGCUGUCAAACUGUACUUGUUUUCAACCACCUCUGGAGGUUUCAACUGUCCGCUGGCCAUGACUGAUGGAGCAGCCAAAGUCAUUGAGUCACUAGGUAUUCCUGCAUCCCUGAAAAAUGCUUUUGACCAUCUGACAUCCCGUGACCCCAAGAAGUUCUGGACCUCUGGCCAGUGGAUGACCGAGCGCAGGGGAGGCUCUGACGUUGCUAAUGGCACGGAAACAGUGGCCAGAAAGCAGCCAGAUGGCACAUAUCGUCUGUAUGGUUUUAAAUGGUUUACAUCAGCUGCUGAUUCUGAUGUGACAUUAACCCUGGCCAGGAUAGCAGAUGCUGAAGGACAUGUAAAACAGGGUUCCAGUGGCCUGUCGCUGUUCUUCCUGAAGGUUCGAGAUGAAGACAAGAAGCUGAACAAUAUCCGAGUGCAAAGGCUGAAAGACAAGUUGGGCACACGGCAGAUGGCAACAGCAGAGCUAUGGCUGGAUGGAGCUGAAGCAGAGCUGAUCUCUGCAGAAGGUCGUGGAGUGGCCUCCAUCUCCAACAUGCUGAACAUAUCUCGGAUCCACAACAUCAUUGGUGCAGUAGCUUCCAUGAGAAGGAUGAUCAGUCUGAGCAGGGAGUACGCCCUUAAGCGGGUUGUCUUUGGGAAGCUCCUCAAAGACCAUCCCCUACACAUGCAGACAAUAGCCCGGCUGGAGGUGCAGACACGAGGGGCUUUUCUUCUGCUCAUGGAGAUCGCUCGGCUGCUUGGACUUGCAGAAACCAACAUGGCGAGUGAGCAAGACCAGCUUCUCUUGAGACUGCUUGUACCCAUCGCCAAACUAUACACUGGGAAGCAGGCUUCUGCCACUGUUAUUGAGGCAAUGGAGUGUUUCGGAGGACAAGGUUACAUGGAGGAUACAGGCUUGCCGGUCAUAGUUCGUGAUACUCUGGUGCUGUCUAUAUGGGAGGGAACAACAAAUAUCCUGUCACUUGACGUCCUGAGAUCCCUCACCAAGAGUCAAGGACGGGCGAUAGCUGUGUUCUUCUCCACAGUGCAGAAAAAAAUUGAGCUGGCUUCGAGCACUGCAAAACUGGAACCCGCUGUGAGGCAAAUGCGGGAUGCCAUCAGCCGUCUCACCCAGUUCAUUCAAGGAGCUGGUGCAAAGGAGGCAGUGACCAUGGAGUUGGCUGCAAGAGACUUCUCUUACUCCCUAGCAAGGAUCUAUGCAGGUAGUGGGAAAGACAGAAAUGAUCAAUUUCAGACCGGGAAAGGGCUAGGAAUCAGUCCUAGAGUGUCAUGGCUUCACACACUCAGAGGAGCUCUUUUAAUUGAACAUGCAUCUCGGUCUGACGCUUCCGCUGCAGAUGUCUCCGCUGCUCGAAGGUGGUGCAACCAGGAACUGUGCCCUGUGGCCACAGAGUUCAAGAACAGCAGCUACGACGCUGAGGAAUCGGUCAUGGACAGCUCUCUGGUGUACGGCAGCCCCCCCAGCACCAGCAGGCUGUGACUCAGCACAGGUAAGUGGAAAGCCAUGCCAGCCUUGCCAGUGCAAAGUGCAGGACGGCGGUGGCAUUCGGUGCAGGCUGAAAUGGCCAUGGUAAACUGAUGGAUACAGACACUUCCAUCUUCAGGGUGGCAGCGGCUGGGUCUACACCUGAGUGUCUGAUCCAGGGGUGCAGCUUUGAAAGAAACUCCUGUAGUGCCCCCGCUUGCCGCACUUUGGCUGGGUUUGCCAAGUUGUUUUACCGCACGCAAACUGUAUUCCUUCGGGAAGGAAGGAAGUUGAAAGCUCUGCUCUGGCACUGAGCACACUCCAACCCCCAGCUGAAACAGCAGGUUGGCUGCGAUCCCAAAGCAGACACCUCAGACAGCCACAAAUUACAGGUAUGGUGAAGAUAUUCCACCCAGGGGCCAGACCAAAUCCUUCUGAACUAAACCCACAACUGCACCCAUUGCUCCAGGCUGAAAUCCACUGCUUUUGCACUGAAUUACUUGCUAAUGCAGACACAACCAGUGAAAUUCAGUUGGAGAUGCUGAAAUGUUCUUACCGUGUUUUAGACAAAUACUGAGUGAUCAAAUCAAAUCAUUAUCAAAUGCAGAUAAUGCCUUGAAGCAGCAGCUCUUCAAGUACUAACUGGUAUUCUUUUUAAAGACAAGCAACCAAGAUCAAAGUGAAAAAUAUUUGAAGCUGAUUAAAUACAGAAAGCCACCAUUUUUUCUUGUUCACCAUCUUGCUUUCCAAUACUGCACGUGCUCUUCCACCCCGGCACCUGCCAGGGGUGGUGUUUCUGCCAGGGCAGCCUCUGCUGCCCACACUGGUGGUGCAGAAGUGGCUCCAUGUGCAGCAGAUGGUAUCUCCCGUCAUACAAACAACUUCAAUGGGAAGCGUUGCACUGGGCUCAGGACUUCCCAACUCGGUGGCUGAACUCGGCAACUUGUUUGAGGAAACAGCCUUUGUAACCUGAAGUUUCCAUUUUCCUAAUCUCACCUCGCUAAGGCUAUUGUUAAGAGAGCUGGUCAUUGAUUAGUCUAGCUUGUGCUUUGAUUUUUCCUUUUACAUUGUACUUUGCCCCAAACAAGCUUUGCUUUACUUUAAAAUAACCUGAUGUAGAGGCUUUACCUUCAUGUGUAAUGUUGGGCACCUCAUUCCUGCUAACUCAGCUCCACUGUCAGCCAUGAUGGGCAAGAAAGACGUUCUUGCUCUGUUGCAUUUCAAACACAAUACGGUAAUUUGGUGUUUGCAGCUUCAUAAGCGGUCAGCAUCAACAUCAACGCUGCUGUGCAAAACCGCUCUACAAACAUCCUGGGGAGGAGAUCAUUUCAAUUACAUCAUUUAAAUUAUAUCAACAGUGUACAAGUUGGUACCAAAAUUAAAGUAAAAAACACUUUUGACCUCUAGAAAGCUUAUUCAUUUCCUAUGUGUAUGUCAUAAUGAUGCUGCAAUUUACUGACAUAAAUUCUGACGUAAGUUUUAGACUGAAAUCCAGUAAUGCUCCACCAAAGCAAACAUCUGGAUAUAUUGACUGCAUGCUUCUCUUCACACUCAGCACGUCUGUCUGCCUGUGUGGUAUUACCCUGAUGACUAAAAGUUUAAUCAGAAAGUUGAUAAUAACAGAAGAGAAACAAUAGAGCGAAGACAAUAGGAAUACAUAGCUGCAAAGUGCCACCAGCAGCCAGGGUAUUGAGUGGGAAGAGAGCGGAAGGGAGCUGAUUGCUGAGCACAAGUUACCAACGCUUUACAGAGGCCAAAGCUCAGAGAUGCAGAGGACCCAAGGCCACCUCUGGGGAGGAGGAGCACGGGCAGAGCGGUGCCGGGGAGCAGUCGCAGGGCAGAGGGCUGUGGGGGAUGGGGAAGGAGCGCCCGGGGGCUCCGUCUGUCCCCGCGCGGGGCCAAGCACAGCACUGAGCCAUGGGAGCUUCCCUCGAGUCACACAGGUGACAGCCAGACCAGCACCAAAGGGCUUCUCACUAUGUCGCUCCUCCGCAUCUGCUUUGUGUGCACCUAGGUGAAUAAAUAAUAGUUGGGCUGGGAAAACGUCCUCCAUUACCGCAGUUGUUUGGUGUCGAAGAAGGAAGUCUUGCUUGUGCUAUGUAAGAACUAGAAUGGGAAGGUGAGAGAACAACACAUGGCUCUAAGCUGCAUGAGGGCCUCAGAUGCAUGCAGGGAGGGCAGAAAAGUCUGAGAACGUGAUGAGUUAGCACAAAAUAAUACAACAGACAAAAGCCGUCACGUUUAACCAGCGCUAGAAUCGCUCACGGAGCUGCUGGAAAAUCAUCGGGAUCCUCCCUUCUCCCUAAGGGCUCGUCCCCACAGUACUGGGCCUGGGCAGGCAGUGACGUCUUCCGUGCUUGCUGCCAGUCUGGGAUUUCACAUCCACCUCUUCCUAUGGAUUUCAGGUAUUUAUCUGAACACUGGAAAUUACUUUUUCCUAAUAUGUGAGCUAUAACUUGCCUAAAAAUAAACCCCACAAAGUGGGAGCCCUGCAAGUGCGCCAGUACAGAAAACACAAGGGACUGUAAAAUUGCCACCGUGUAGGAAAUGACAAAUUUAUUAAGAUCUAAAUAUUCACUCUGAGGCUACAGCAGAAUAAAUGCUGUUACAAACAAAUAAGCACUAGGGUCUAACACUUUAUGCUGCUGCUAAACAGCUCUCUGCUCUCAUAGGAUUGCCUGUUUUAAAACAUUUAAUGUUCUUGAAGUUAUUAAUCAAGACUUCAGAUGUGAUUUUAAUACAAAUUCCACCAAAAAAAAUGACAAUCAAAUGCAUCACCUGUUGCCACUGCAAGGUAAAAAUCAUUUCAUAACAACGCUGGGAAAUCAGUUUUAAAAAUGUUUGUUAAAUAGUAAGAUAAAACUUUAGCAGCAUUUAAAAAAAUUUGAAAGUUGAAGAGUACGGUAAUCUUCGAUCCCGAAAUGCUACAAUCUGAGCUCCAAUGCCUGCGUUUUGAGUGUAAAAUGAAGAGAUGGGAAUCUGUUGUCCCUCUGCCCAAGAAAUGGCAUUUCUUUAUGGUGUGGGGUCAGCAAGAGAGAUAAAGGUUUGUACAGAGGUGGCUCUAUUGAAAGGCUCCAUUUCUGUUUCUGCAUCCUGCUCUAAUGCUGGUGGAUUCCCUGUUUAACAAAGAAGCGAGUUGAAUUGUAAUAAUAAUAAAAAUAAUUAAAAAUAUUGCAAACCAGAAACUUCACACGCCCUGGCUUCAGCAGUCUGUCUGGCUGUAGGGGUAUGGGACGGCCCGUGGGAGCAUCGCCCGCGUGUCCUUUAGAGAAAAACCCACCAGCAGGAGCAACCGCGGCUCCUCACAGAGAACGCACCCGUCUGCGGGCGCUGCACGAGCGGGAGCUGCGUUUGCUCACGUUCCUUGUUCGACUCGGAGCCUAAAUCGCUGGUUUUGCUUUUUAAGCACAAAAGGUAACUCCAUGUAACUCUCUAGCAAUUCCCAAGCGAUGCCAAGCCACGGAACCUGGCUGAGGGCUGCUCUGAAGCUGCUGUAAAACCUGAUCGGGCCCCUGCAUGUGAGCGAGCCCAGAGCACCGGCCUCCGCUUGGCAGCAUCUGAGCCACUUCUCUGUGUCUCCUUCCAGCACAGCCCAGCUUGACGCCGUCUCGUAACCGCCUCUGGACCCUGUUUCCUCAAUUCCUUGUGCUGAGUAAUUCCGGACCUACUAGAGGGACAAUUAUAGAACAACCACAAAUAUCCGGACACCCCGUAUCUCUUACACGACCUCAGCAUCAGCUCAGCGUUCCUGCAUGCGGCUGUUCCCUUUGCAGCCUCAGUUCAAAGCCUCUCCUGGCCUGGACCCCAUCCCGCCACGGCAGCCCCUCCUGCGCAGUGCGUGCUUCUCCACAGCCUCUUCCCCUUCACCCCCAGAGGAAGAGCCUUUGGCUUUUCAUCCCCUGUGCUGCUGCUACCUCGCCCUCCCGUACAAUGAAGUUGCGCCCAGCCUGCAGCAUCGCUGCUGCCCACCCCGUCCUGCUCCCACCGGGAGAUGCUGGGCUCGCUGCUGUCCUGCCUGGGGCCGGGGGGCGUUCAAAGAGAUGGGCUUUUCCCUCACCCCGAUCACAUACGCUGCUCACAGGGCCUGUGCACGAGGGGGUCGUUUUAAGAAAAUCACAGCAUGCCAGCCAGCACCGAAGCUGCGCGCUGUGACAGCAGCUCUGCUCUCCCUUUGGGCUUUUGGGCUUUUUAAGAGCUGUAACGAAAGAAAAGAGGAAAGGGCGUUCGUUAGGAAGAAUCGCUCACUGGAAGCGCCACUUGGGUGCUCCCCUAGCAGAGCUGCCAGGCCGGUGAUGCUUCUGGCUUCACUACGUGGAAGGUAAAAGUCCUCUGACUCCCUCCAACUCCCGCGCAGGACUCACGGGGUUUGCUCCGCGUUUCCGUAACGGGGAACAUCCAAGAAGCGCCGUGUCCAGGGCUGAGUGGUGGCACGCACACAGCCUGCAGCCGCUGUGCUAGAGGAGUGAGUUACUGAAAAAGCACUCAGAAGGAACUCAAGUAUGAAAGGAGCUAUAUGAAAUCAAAUUCUGGUGGGUAACUGAAAACCUGCUGUUCCUUUGCAUGUUCUUAAUAGUGCAAAACAUUGUAUGUACCUUUUUUUCUUUUAAUUCUUGAAGCUGAAAAUACUACCACCAGCUGUGAUCACAGCUCUGCCCAGAAUCUGCAGUUUUGAUUAAAUAAACACCUUCAGAUUAUAAAGCAAUUGUGCACAACACCUUGUGACUAGAACAGGCCUGCCCCAAAAGAACUCACAGUUGCUCAAGAAGCUCUUCAAUCUCCCUGAGAAUUCAGGACAAAUCCCCUCCCUCGACCUAAAAUAUGUAAGAAGUGAUGAGGAUGAGCUCAUGUGAUGGAAGUGCCUGCAGCCACGCUGCUGAAACAACCGAACAGCCCUAGGAAAACGAGAACCUUUGUGCAAGAGACUUUUGCAGUUAGGUUUUUCACCUUCUGGGAAAAGAUUAAGAGAUGUUAAACCUGAGUGAGUUUGGUUUGUUCCCCAAGAGCUACAGCUCCACCAGCCAGCAUCGCAAAUAAGGCAGAAAGUGUGCAAACGAGAAUGAAGCUCUGCUCCCCCCCGUGCUGCCACUGCAGCGAGUGCUGCUGCUUGCUCACCGCAGAGGGGAAGGGAAAGGGAAAGGGAAAGGGAAAGGGAAAGGGAAAGGGAAAGGGAAAGGGAAAGGGAAAGGGAAAGGGAAAGGGAAA
This is a messenger RNA of Cygnus olor (mute swan), 9310 nucleotides long. RefSeq names its product acyl-CoA dehydrogenase family member 11-like. The coding region runs from base 2558 to 4123 and encodes 521 amino acids. The transcript is spliced from 14 exons. NCBI's taxonomy places the organism in Eukaryota, Metazoa, Chordata, Aves, Anseriformes, Anatidae. The record is from RefSeq and is a predicted model, not a curated record. Gene Ontology annotation, molecular function: oxidoreductase activity, acting on the CH-CH group of donors.